UUUCCAAACUAUUACUACCAGGCGGAGGUGUUGUGUGACAUAAACAAAGAGAAGAAGAUGCAUUAUUACAGAUAUGAAAAUGCAGAGGUCAGCUGUUGCUACAAAUACCUCAUGUUCAGCUACAACAUUAUAUUUUGGCUAGCUGGAUCAGCCUUCAUUGCAAUUGGCUUUUGGGCUUGGAGUGAAAAGGGUGUUUUAUCAGAUCUGACUCAAGUCACACGUCUGCAUGGUUUCGACCCAGUUUGGGGGGUGCUUGUUGUGGGCACAGUCACUUUUAUUUUGGGAUUUGCUGGGUGUGUUGGAGCACUCAGGGAAAACAUCUGCCUCCUUAAGUUUUUCUCUGGAGUCAUUGGAUUCAUAUUCUUCCUGGAACUGACUGCUGCAGUUUUGGCGUUCGUGUUCCAGGGCCAAGUUAGGGAGUGGAUCAGCGAAUUCUUCUUGGCCAAUGUGAAGGCCUACAGGGAUGACAUUGAUCUGCAGAAUCUGAUCGACUCUCUCCAGAAGCUGAAUCAUUGCUGUGGAGCUAAACACCCAAACGACUGGAAUAUGAAUGUGUAUUUUAACUGCUCAAAUAAGAAUAACCUCAGCAGAGAGAAAUGUGGAGUGCCCUUUUCCUGCUGCAUCAGCGACCCUGCUGUUACGGUGCUCAACACGCAGUGCGGGUAUGAUGUUAGAGAAAAAGGCACUUUGAAUGAUUGGAGCAGUUCCAUUUAUAUCAAAGGAUGCAUCGAUGCUUUAGAGGACUGGCUUCCCCGUAAUCUCUACAUUGUGGCUGGAGUCUUCAUAGUCAUAUCAUUGCUACAGAUGGUGGGGAUCUUCUUGGCAAGGACGCUGAUUGGUGACAUUGAAAAAGUCAAGUUUAAUUAUUACUGAGCUCUCAUAACUGGAAGCAAGCGAAGGGCAAUGUAUGGAAAAAGAUGCGGACCUCCUCUUACUGUUUCAUGCCUCCCUUUGUGGAGGAGUAAUUUUUAGGAAUAUCUGUGGAGAAAAAGACCCUGGACCUUCUUUUUCAGCUUUGUAAAGACCAUAUUGAAUACGCAGCUGCCUAUGUUCAUUUGGAUAUUGUCACACAUGUGCCUUCUCUCUUCUUCAAGUUUACCUUUAACCCACUUUUUUAUUUCAUAAUUUUUCCACACUUGUUUUGUAAGACAAGUGUUAUUUUUGGAACCACUAAUAACCAAGCUUUAUAUACAUAAUGGCAAGAUGUUGGGACCAUAAAAUGUUAAUUGACGUGAUAUUCUAAAUCUUAGCCUUAGAGGAAGCAGACUAGCCAACCAGGCUGUACUAAAAUGUCUUUUUAUGACACUUCAAAAUAAUUUGUGCACUCUUUUUGGGCUACUACAUUUAGUACAAAAGCAUGUUCAGUACUUUUUUUAGAUUAAAACAAAAAUAAUAAUAAACAUCUUAAGAAA
Molecule: messenger RNA, 1412 nt
Organism: Danio rerio (zebrafish)
Lineage: Eukaryota; Metazoa; Chordata; Actinopteri; Cypriniformes; Danionidae
Gene: tspan14
Product: tetraspanin 14
Cellular component (GO): plasma membrane; membrane
Source: RefSeq, marked provisional